Guillardia theta CCMP2712 is the source of this 687-nucleotide messenger RNA. RefSeq lists its product as hypothetical. The transcript is spliced from 5 exons. Bases 1 to 687 code for a protein of 228 amino acids. NCBI's taxonomy places the organism in Eukaryota, Cryptophyceae, Pyrenomonadales, Geminigeraceae. The record is from RefSeq and is a predicted model, not a curated record.
AUGCAUCCCUUCGAAGAUCCUUACCCUCCCCUUCCUCUCAUCCCAAAAGAUGAAGUCGCUCAGGUCAGGAUGUAUGAGAUCCAAGCAAGCCCCCCCUGCGUCAUGGUCAGAGCGCUCCUCGCCUAUGGAGGACUCAAGUACGAGAGCGUCCUCGUCAACAUGAUGAGCACAAGGCAUCUGGACAUUCCGACCCUGGUCGUUAACGGCAUGCAGAUUAACGACUCCUACAUCAUCUACAAAGAGCUCUCCGCCAUCAUCUUCGAGCGAUCUCUCUCGGCCCUAGAGUGCCAGCAGAUCCAUGACAUCACGUACGGGAUGCUGCUGGCGUUCCAGUCGGAGUUCUUCAGCUCUCUGGCCGUGAGGAAGAAGUUCGUCCGCCUGUCCUUCGCGGGCAACGGCUGCUUCACGUGCUUCUUCCACCCUCUCAUCCGCAUGUACGUGGGCCGUGCUCCCAACCGCAUCCACGCGGCCCAUCCUGACCUGCAGUCGUUGGACUUCUACGGGAAGAAGUUUAGCGCGGAGAUCAACAAGGGGACGUUUCACGGAGGAGCUCAGCCCGGGCCCGUCGACAUCAUGGUGUGGGCCCUGACGGAGCUCGGCAAGCACAUGGGCCUCGAGCCGAGCAUCGAGCGGUGGAUCGCGGGGUGCGGUCUGAGAGCAUGGUCCAACGCGAUGGAGGGUACUUGA